Meloidogyne enterolobii is the source of this 769-nucleotide messenger RNA. NCBI's taxonomy places the organism in Eukaryota, Metazoa, Nematoda, Chromadorea, Rhabditida, Meloidogynidae. The record is from the annotation of a GenBank genome assembly.
UUUUUUCUGGGAAUUUUCUGACCAAACUGUACGUCGUGUCAUUCUUUCAAUUACUGCAGAAGAACCUUUUCUCUACACCGACCCAAUACGUCUUAAACCUGUUGAAUUUUUGCGGAUUAAAAUACGUGGCCAAAGUUUUAUACUUCACCAAAUUAGAAAAAUGAUUGGCACUGUAUUAGCAAUAAUGCGUGGAUUUAUGUAUAAAAGUGAUGUUGCACGUUCAUUUUUAGCUGUAAGGAUGGAUAUCCCAAAAGCUCCUGGACUUGGACUUUUGCUUGAACGCCUCCAUUACGAUCGCUAUGAAAAACGUUUUGAAAAAACCCAUGGUUCCUUGAAUAAUUGGGGGGAAGAAAUUGAGACUCAACUACUUGAAUGGAGAGAUAAAAUGAUUAUGGAUAAAAUUCUUAGUGAGGAAUGCCGGACACAAUCAAUGAUGAGAUGGUUAACUACAUUACCUGCCCACAAUUACAUUACUGAUCCUGAAGAUGAAACUGGUGAUAAAAGCAUAAAUAAAGAUUUAUGUGCGGCUGCUAAAAAUACUUAUGCUGCAGCUGUCGGUUCCGAUCCCUCGUCGCUAAAUCAAUUAAUAAAUGAUGAGGAUGUGUCGAAUAUUGCCGAUAAUGAAGGGGAUGAAUUGGAAGAGGUUACUGAACUGGACAAUAAUGAUUUAGAGACUUCGCAAAUUGACGAAGAAAACGAAAAGAAUUUUGAAAAUGAAACGGAGGAGGGGGAGAAAAUUGAUAGAUCAAAAAAAUCUGUAGCUAUUUAA